Cuscuta europaea is the source of this 1272-nucleotide messenger RNA. The record is from the annotation of a GenBank genome assembly. Lineage: Eukaryota; Viridiplantae; Streptophyta; Magnoliopsida; Solanales; Convolvulaceae.
UUUCUAUUAAUCACAGCUAAUGCGUAGACGUUUCUUACGUUUGACUCUCUUUCGCUUUUCACUCUCUUAUGCUUCUUUCAUCUCUUCUUCUGGACGGAUUCUAACACAUCUGGUAUGUCUUCUUAGGAUCUGUUCUUUAUCUCGCACGUUUGGGCACGCCUUCCUACUCCAUCCGGAGCAUUACGUUUUCUUAAUCAGAAACCUGGUAUUCUUUAUGCUAUUUCACACGUAUUUUGACUUCCUUAAGGGUCACGACUCUAUUCUAUCUUUGAGUUGAGGUUUUGAGUUUACAGAGUUCAAAUUCUAUUGCCCUGCUCGGAGACCUCAUCUCAGUGGGUCUUCUCAGGACAUCUUUGACUCAACCGAUCCAUGGAAUGCAAUAAAGUUACCUCAUAUCUGAAAUUGACAAUAAGUUCACUCGAGAGUGGAGUUUCUUGCUGUCUAUAGCACUCCCAACAUUGAGUUGAAGUGUGAGGCUUAUCCCAUGACUUUUGAUGACAGAAAGUGUGAUUUGAAUGAUAUAUUUGUUCGAGUAAAUAUCUUUCACACAUAUUUUUGUCAGCUUUAAGAGGUAUCUGCUGGAGCUUCUAUAUAUCAACAGAGGUCUCAGGUUAAAACAGUUUGUUGCAAGUUUUCUCUACAUGUUCGGAAGUUGAACUUCUUUUCCUCUACAUGUUCGGAAUUGAUUAGAGUAUUAGUUUGGAAAACUGCUCACCCUCACUCUCAGUGUCUCAGUACUGAUGCUUCUUUUGUUGAUGGAAAAAGCGCUGAUGAUGCUAUACUCUGCGAUUGAGACGGAAAUUUAUCUCUGCGCUUUCGUUCCUCUGGCGGUGGGGUCUGUUCUUCAGGCGGAAGCUUGGACAGUGCUAGAAGCUCUGAAAUGGUGUCAAAGGAUGAGAUAUGAGAGGGUCCAGAUUGAAACCGAUUCGGAAGUAUUAUGCAAAGCUCUCAAAAAAUCUACUUCAGCAUCCUAUCUGGAGGAAAUCAGCCGGUUUAUUGCUAUUCUCCAGGCAACCGUCGUUCAUUGUUACAGGGAAAUUAAUACAGUUGCUCACCUUCUUUCUCGAGAAGCUCUUCAAUCGGGCACACAUACAGUAUUUUCUUCACCAAGCGAACUUUCCAGAUUAGUUUUCACGCAGCUAUUCCUUGAUGUUGUUUUGACUCCUGCCAUCCGCUUUUAAUGGCGUUACCUCUUUUAUUUUAUUCAUGCUUUUGCCCUCGGAAUUGAUCAGAAUACAGGCGCCUUUGAGUUCCGCUGCAGUUGUCAAAUUC